AUGACAAAUGGCGGCCAGAAACACAAGUCGUCGGCGGCAUUCCACUUCGCAGCCGGCCUGGGCUCCGGCGUGACGAGCGCUUUCCUCCUACAACCUGCCGACCUCCUCAAAACUCGCGUGCAACAAUCCUCCAGCGCAUCACUCUCAGUCGCUCUUAAGAGCAUCCUCGCAGGCCCUUCUCCCAUACAACAGCUAUGGCGCGGCACCACGCCAUCCGUCAUCCGAACAGGCGCAGGCUCAGCCCUCUACUUCGGCAUGCUGAACCAAUUGCGACGAGCAACUUCCACCACCACAUUAGGAAUAGACGGCAAAUCAAAAACAAAUCUCAGCAAGCCUGCAAACCUGGUCACGGGAGCUGCAGCAAGAGCAUUAGCUGGCUUUGUCAUGAGCCCAGUCACCGUCUUGAAAGUGCGGUACGAGAGCAGUCUAUACGCCUACACCUCACUAUCCUCCGCCGCAAGAGACAUCUUCAAGACAAACGGCGCCAAAGGCUUUUUCGCAGGUUUUGGCGCAACAGCCAUCAGAGAUGCACCAUAUGCAGGUCUCUACGUCCUGUUCUACGAGCAAAGCAAGACUUCACUAUUCGGACACUUGGACAUUGCCGCACCGCUUGCAAACUUUGGAUCUGGAGUUCUGGCUGCUGCUGCGGCGACGGCGGUCACAAAUCCUUUUGAUGCGGUCAAGACAAGAUUGCAGUUGCGGCCUGAGAAGUACAGGAAUGCGAUUAGUGCUGCCAAGAAGAUGAUUGCGGAAGAAGGUGCUAUGUGUCUGUUUGAUGGGCUGGGCAUUAGGAUGGCGAGGAAGGCUGUUAGUUCUGCGUUAGCGUGGACGGUGUAUGAAGAGUUGAUUCGCAGGGCGGAGGAUAAAAUCGUCACAUAG
Aureobasidium vineae is the source of this 879-nucleotide messenger RNA. The record is from the annotation of a GenBank genome assembly. Lineage: Eukaryota; Fungi; Ascomycota; Dothideomycetes; Dothideales; Saccotheciaceae.